Molecule: messenger RNA, 1266 nt
Organism: Didymodactylos carnosus
Lineage: Eukaryota; Metazoa; Rotifera; Eurotatoria; Philodinida; Philodinidae
Source: the annotation of a GenBank genome assembly
AUGGGUGAGGCAACAAGUGAUAUUCUACGUCAAAGGAUGCUUUGUUCAACUAGUGAUUAUUGUAAUUGUCGAGUAACUCGAUCGAAAAAUUUAAUGGAAUUUGUUGAGAUCCAUCCAGCAAACGAAAAACAAUCGAAACCAUCUCCUCGAAGCGGACAUCGCGCUGUUGCUACGGAUUCCGAUUUAUGGAUAUGGGGUGGGUAUUUUCCUCGUGCUCCACAAGAUCUGCCGCAAGCAGAAUCGUCUAUGUUUCGAGAGUUAUGGAGGUUUAAUUUUGCAUUAAAACGAUGGACUUGCGAAAAAACAACAGGCGAUGGUCCUACACUGACAUUAGCCUCACAUGCCGUCUGUCUGUAUCAGCAACAUUUGAUGUUUGUAUUCGGAGGCACAGGAUUUCCAUUUGGAGAAGAUGUUAGCAACGAUUUGUAUAUACUUGAUUUAAAUGUAUUAAAAUGGUCGAAAAUUAAAUUAUCCGAUCAACCACCAGAGCAAGUGUAUGGAUCAAGUAUGCUGAUUAAAAACGAGUAUUUGUAUAUUCUCUGCGGAACAAAUAGUGUUAGAUAUAACACGGAUGUUUACGAAAUACAUUUACCAACAAUGAAAAGUAAAAAGAUUGGCACUACAUUUGACGAAAUAGAAGAUCCAGUUGAUGCAGGAAGGUAUCGUCAAGAAGCAGUAUUAUAUGAAAAUAAAAUAUUAUUAUUUGGAGGCGGCGGUGUAAGUGGCAUCUCAUUUUCGUUAAAAAUCAUCCCUGAAUUCGAUCUCAUGACACAUAAAUGGUCACUCCGUCGAACAACACCGGAUCCUAUUCAUAAUUAUCCUGUUGAUAGAAAAUUUCACAGUGUAUUUAAAAUCAGUAACACACGUGUGCUAUUAUUUGGUGGUGCACAUUUUGAUCUAGACAGGAGUCGGCAUACUCUAGUAGAAAAAAAUCUAUGGUCAUUUGAUUUAGAUAGAUAUGAAUGGUCCAAGUUAGAAUUACAAAUGAUCAUACCAACAUAUUUUCACGCAGCUGCUAUGAAUCGACGUGGUGAAAUUUGGUUACAAGGUGGUGUGUUGUUAACCGAUGAUGAUCACACUGGUGAGGAAUUAACCAGAGAAAAACGUAUUACAAAUUUAUUUAUGUGCCAUGCUCAACCAUUACGUUUGCAAGAAAUAGCGUGGACAAACUUUUUAUCAAAAAUUAAUGAUGAAAGUCUUUUAACCAAACCGAAUGUUUUAUCAAGUUUAAUGAUACCCAAGAAUUUUAUAGAGAGAAUUCAUUGA